Molecule: messenger RNA, 2776 nt
Organism: Bufo bufo (common toad)
Lineage: Eukaryota; Metazoa; Chordata; Amphibia; Anura; Bufonidae
Gene: FAM20B
Product: FAM20B glycosaminoglycan xylosylkinase
Exons: 8
Coding region: 225-1454 (409 amino acids)
Biological process (GO): protein phosphorylation
Cellular component (GO): Golgi apparatus
Molecular function (GO): phosphotransferase activity, alcohol group as acceptor
Source: RefSeq, a predicted model, not a curated record
CUGAUUGGACGUGAUGACAGUUCCGCCGUGGAACGUACCGUGUCCUGGUUGGGAGGGAGAGUGUAAUGUUGGCAACCGGAGGUAGAGCACCGUGUGCGGGAGGAGAGAGGCGGAGGAGGGACUGCGGCCAUGGAGUAGUGUGAACGGGUUCCCCCGAGGAUCCCGCACAGUGAUGUCCUGUAUCCUCCGCUCCUGUCAGUGUUAGCCCACACCUUUGGGUCACCAUGAAGCUGAAGCAACGAGUUGUGGUCCUGGCUCUGCUGCUGGUCAUUUUAGUCCUUACUAAACUUUUCCUGCUGGACAGAUUGGAGACCUCUGCGGCCCAAAGACAAGACCAGCUGGCUUUCCAGCGCAUGAUGUCCGGCCUGCGGCUCACCAUGGACUCGCGGCUCGAGCACACUUUACAGUCUCCCUGGGAAAUUGCAUCGCAGUGGGUCGUCCCAAGAGAAGUGUAUCCGGAAGAUACUCCAGAAAUGGGGGCUGUGCUGCACGCCAUGGCUACGAAGAAAAUCGUUAGGGCGGACGUGGGCUACAAAGGAACACAGCUCAAAGCCUUGUUAGUCCUGGAUGGUGGCCAAAAGGUGGUCUUCAAACCAAAAAGAUACAGGAGAGACCAUGUGGUUGAAGGAGAACCCUACGCCGGCUAUGAUCGCCAUAACGCAGAGGUGGCUGCCUUUCACCUAGAUAGGAUUCUUGGCUUCAGACGAGCGCCAUUGGUCGUUGGCCGAUACGUGAAUCUUAUCACAGAGAUCAAACCUGUAGCGACUGAGCAGCUGCUUAGCACCUUUCUAAAGCAAGGGAACAACACCUGCUUCUAUGGGAAAUGUUACUACUGCCGAGAAACGGAGCCCGCCUGUGCUGAGAGAGAGGUGAUGGAGGGUUCUGUUACUCUCUGGCUUCCUGACGUUUGGCCUCUUCAGAAGCACAGGCACCCCUGGGGCAGAACGUAUCGGGAAGGAAAGUUGGCAAGAUGGGAAUACGAUGAAAGUUACUGCGAUGCUGUGAAGAAGACUCCUCCUUAUGAUGCCGGACCCCGACUCCUUGAUAUUAUCGAUACGGCCAUCUUUGAUUACCUGAUUGCAAAUGCAGAUCGCCAUCACUACGAGAGUUUCCAGGACGAUGAGGGAGCCAGCAUGCUUAUACUACUGGACAAUGCUAAGAGUUUUGGCAAUCCCUCAAUGGAUGAGCGCAGCAUCCUGGCCCCCCUGUACCAGUGCUGCAUCGUUCGUGUUUCCACCUGGAACCGUCUUUCUCACCUGAAACAUGGCACCCUGCGCUCUGCCCUGCUUUCUGCCACAAGUCAUGACCCAAUCUACCCGGUCCUAUCUGAAGCUCAUUUAGAAGCCUUGGAGCGCCGCCUGCAAGGAAUAAUAGGAACUGUCCAACAGUGCAUAGAUCAGUUUGGGACAGACGUAGUGAUGGUGGAGGACCGGAUGACUCUUUCUCACGGGUAACUGUGGCAUUAGAGGAGACUGUGCCACAAAAGCGUCCAGACAGUAUGAAUAUUUUUUUACUGUACACCUACAAAACUGGUACAAAACAGCACAGUGCCCCCACAGACUGCAACUAGUAUUAUUGGGGGCACGUACAGCGGGGGAGGGCCUCCGACCUUCCCUGCUAUGUCUGAAUGAUGUAGACGUCUAUGGACAAUGACUUUUACUAGAGUUGAGAGAGAUCACAAGCCCUUCAGCUUACGGUGCGAGAUGUGUGGAGGAGGAAAAUGUUUGCUGAAUCUAAUUUAUUCUGUUGCAAAAUUUUAUCUUUCUUCCCUCGACGAUUUCUUUCUUUUUUUUUUUUUACUAAAAAAAAAUCUUUUAUGGCGUUGGUUUGCAACCAUACAGUUUGCACGGUGUCCACAUGGUGGCGCUGCUACAUUUUAAAGAAACCAUGUGGUGCAAACUGGUUGCUGUAGGCAUUCAGUGUCCUGCAGAGCUCCUGCUAAUUCCGUCAAAUGAUUAGACUGUUAAUUUAUGGAACUGGCAUUAAAAACGCAACGGGACAAUGUUUUAGCGCCAGUCUUUUUUUAUUUUUUUAUUUUUAAAUGGCAGCUGCAAACCAGGUACAAUUAACCCUCUUUAUUGCUUGAGAAUCUCCCGACAUUAGAAUUCACUGUAUUCUGUUGACAGCAAUCGCGCAGAUCCUUCUAAAUGAUACCUCUGUAUCUGUACACGGUCCAAAUUGUUCUGCCCUUAUACAUAUAGGAGACAGACACAGAGCAAUGUUGUCAGUGCAGACUUUCUUCUCUCUCCCUUAUUUAAGUUCUGUUAUUAGAUGGAGGCAAAAAUUCUCAUACCAGUGCUCCUAUGAUAAAAACACCCAGUUGAUAAACACAUAUGCACAUAAACACUAUUAUAUUUUUUUUUCUUUCAAAAACUUUUUUUUUUUUAAGGGGAAUUCCAGUUGUUUCAAGUUAUCCCCUUGAAACAAUCCACUUCAUUCAUUUCUGCGGGAGUUCCGGAGAUAGCUGAGCCGAGUGCCACUGUCCUCUCUGUUCAUUUCAUGGGGGUACGGGGCUUCCAUUCUGGUGAUCUGUGGGGGGGGGGGGUCCCAGUGGUAGGUCAUCAAUAUCAGAUCUGUGGAGGUCUAACUCCCAUCACCCCCGCCGAUCAGUUGGUUGAAAAUGCCACGGGACACAGAGAGCGAUGCGUCCCCUUCAGUAUUUACCUGAUUGCAGGGGCGUAACUACCAUAGCGGCAAACCAUGCAACUGCUAUGGGGCCCAGGGCAAGAAGGGGCCCAGGCUUAGUUGGGAUUAUCUCCUCUUCUACUGGAGGUGA